AUAAAGGCUUUCACUCCUGUUUUUACAGCACAGCCAUGAACUGGAACAAAGGUGGCCCCGGUGUGAAGCGUGGUUUUGGAUUUGGAGGAUUUUCCCUCGCAGGGAAAAAAGAGGAACCUCAGUCUGCGCCGAAAUCUCAAACUUCAUUCGGAGCAACAGGAUCAGGUGGAGCCUAUGGGAAGAACCAGCAGCUCCCAUCGUUCUACAAAAUAGGGACAAAAAGAGCUAAUUUUGAUGAGGAAAAUGCAUACUUUGAAGAUGAUGAAGAGGAGUCCAGCAGCAACGUGGACCUGCCGUAUAUCCCAGCCGAGAACUCACCCACACGGCAGCAGAUGCAGUCCGGUGGUGGCUCAGAUAGUGAGGACGAUCCUCUUGAUGCCUUCAUGGCGGAGGUUGAGAGCCAGGCAGCUAAAGACAUGAGGAAACUAGAGGAAAAGGAAAAGGAGAAAAAGUCAGCCAAGGGUAUUCGUGAUGACAUUGAAGAGGAAGAUGAACAAGAAGCCUACUUCCGCUACAUGGCAGAGAAUCCCACAGCUGGGCUGACUCAAGAGGAAGAGGACGAAAACAUUGACUAUGACAGUGACGGGAACCCAAUCGCUUCUGCCACCAAGAAAAUCAUCUUGCCACUUCCUCCCAUUGACCACUCUGAGAUCGAUUACCCACCCUUUGAGAAAAACUUCUACAAUGAGCAUGAAGAGCUCAGCAACUUGACAGCAACACAAGUGUUGGAGUUAAGGCAGAAACUAAACUUGAGGGUAUCCGGUGCUGCCCCUCCAAAACCUUCCACUAGUUUUGCCCACUUCAGCUUUGACGAGCAGCUAAUGCACCAAAUCCGCAAGUCUGAGUACACUCAGCCCACUCCCAUUCAGUGUCAGGGUGUGCCCAUUGCUCUGUCUGGAAGGGACAUGAUUGGUAUCGCAAAAACUGGCAGCGGCAAAACGGCAGCUUUUAUCUGGCCCAUGCUGGUUCACAUCAUGGACCAAAAGGAACUGGAGGCAGGAGACGGGCCCAUUGCCAUCAUUGUGUGUCCCACUAGAGAGCUUUGUCAGCAGAUCCAUGCAGAAUGUAAGCGUUUCGGCAAAGCCUACUCACUGCGUUCUGUGGCUGUGUAUGGAGGAGGCAGCAUGUGGGAGCAGGCCAAGGCUCUUCAGGAGGGAGCAGAGAUUGUGGUGUGCACUCCGGGUCGUCUGAUUGACCACGUGAAAAAAAAGGCCACAUCCCUGCAGAGAGUAUCAUACCUUGUGUUUGAUGAGGCAGAUCGCAUGUUCGAUAUGGGUUUUGAAUAUCAGGUUCGAUCCAUUGCCAGCCAUGUACGCCCAGACAGACAGACUCUUCUGUUCAGCGCUACUUUCCGAAAGAAGAUCGAGAGGCUGGCCAGAGACAUCUUGAUAGAUCCAAUUCGUGUGGUGCAGGGAGACAUUGGAGAGGCCAAUGAGGAUGUGACCCAGGUGGUGGAGCUGCUGCCUUUGGGGUCGGACAAAUGGGGCUGGCUGACCAAGCGGCUGGUCGAGUUCACCUCCUCCGGCUCAGUCCUGAUCUUCGUCACCAAAAAGGCAAACUGUGAGGAACUGGCUACUAACCUGACCCAGGAGGGCUACAGUCUGGGCCUCCUGCAUGGAGACAUGGACCAGAGUGAGAGGAACAAGGUCAUCAGUGACUUCAAGAAGAAGAAUUUGCCUGUUCUGGUGGCCACUGAUGUAGCUGCUCGUGGUCUGGACAUCCCAUCCAUUCGCACAGUGGUGAACUACGACGUGGCGCGAGACAUCGACACGCACACACACAGGAUUGGUCGAACUGGUCGCGCCGGAGAGAAGGGUCUCGCUUACACUCUCCUCACCAACAAAGACACAUCGUUCGCCGGUGACCUUGUGAGAAAUCUGGAGGGAGCGAAUCAAGGUGUUUCCAAAGAGCUGAUGGACUUGGCUAUGCAGAAUCCCUGGUUCAGGAAAUCCCGAUUCAAGAGUGGUAAAGGAAAGAAGUUGAAUAUUGGUGGAGGUGGUCUUGGUUAUAGAGAAAGACCAGGCUUGGGGGCUGAAAGUUCUGAACGCGGCGGUGGCAGCAGUGUGUUGUCUUCCGCCGGCAAUUACGAAGGCUUCACCAAAGCGACCAGCGGGGCAAUGGGAGAUCGUAUGUCUGCGAUGAAACAGGCCUUUCAGGCCCAGUAUAAGAGCCACUUUGUGGCUGCAUCCAGUGGCCCUCCAAAGCUCAGCACCAAGUCCAGCAGCUCAUCAGGCUGGACCAGUGCUGGCAGCCUGAGCUCUGUGCCCACAGAGGCUGCCAAUGGUUCAGAAAGGUCCCAGGGCGUCACCAUGUCUAUGUCUGGCUUCACCAGCGCCGGCACCCUGAGCUCUGUGCCCACCACUCAAACGAGUUCACAGCAAAGUUUCACCCCACCAGCUCCUCCCUCGCAGAGAGACGGCUCGCGGGACAGGCACAGCGAGGACCGGGGCCGCGACAGCUACCACCGCCACAGCGAGAGGAGCGACAGACACAGUGGAGAGGACCGCUACAGUGACCGCGAUCGACAUGGAGACCGAGAUCGGGACAGCUAUAGUGACCGGGACCGCCACAGUAGCAGCAGCAGCAGCAGCAGCCGCCACAGCGAUAGUCGAAAUGGAGAUGGAAGCAAGAGGGACAGAGAAGAUCGGAGGAGUGAGAGGGACGGGGGAGACAGGGGGAGUGGGGAUGGAAGGGACAGAGGAGGAGAUGACAGCUUUGCCGUACCUGAACCGCCAAAACGUAGAAAGAGCAGGUGGGACAACUAAAGAAAUAAAUAGAAACAUCAAAAGAAUUUAAUGUGCAACCAACUGCUUCAUGAUGAGUUAGUCUCUUUUGUAAGCAGACAACAAAGCAUAUCAAGGGCUGACACAAGCACAGGACUUUAAAUAGAUGUGUACUGGCGCUCCUGUCAGGUUAGUUAGGACAUCAUCAUUUGUUCAGAGCUAGACAGUGUGUCAGGCAUAUAAACACAAGCAACUCGGAGACAGCCACUGUACAUAUUCCAUCAAGACUGUUGUUGUUGUAAGUCAGUAGGGUCAAGCAAUAGAGCUGUAAUGAAUCCUGCUGUUAGGUUGUGAUGGUUGUUGUCUUUUUUCCUCUCACUGAGCUCCUAACAUGCCUUUGUGCUUGCAAACUGGUUGCUUUAUUUUGGAUAUCUGCCAACUGUGUUUGUGUGUUUGCAUUUUGUUAAAUGACAAACCUAACUCUAGGCACUGUUUAUUUUUGGAGACACUCUGUGACGGUCAAACGUACUUACAAAAACCUAUGUACAAUUUUCUUUGUGUCUUGUAUUUGAGUUUUAGUGAAGUGCCUUUCCAUGGCAUUUAGUCUCUUUAUGCUUUUGAAAUGUUUUUCAAAAAGAUGCAUUUGAUUUUACAAGAGGAAGUGUUCAUUCACAAAAAAAGGAAAAUGUGAAGUUUUGAUUAAAAGACGUGUAAGGCA
Molecule: messenger RNA, 3441 nt
Organism: Labrus mixtus (cuckoo wrasse)
Lineage: Eukaryota; Metazoa; Chordata; Actinopteri; Labriformes; Labridae
Gene: ddx42
Product: DEAD (Asp-Glu-Ala-Asp) box helicase 42
Exons: 17
Coding region: 36-2765 (909 amino acids)
Molecular function (GO): RNA helicase activity; nucleic acid binding; ATP binding
Source: RefSeq, a predicted model, not a curated record